CCUUGAAGCGAGCAUUUAAGACACAGGAAAAUGAAGACGUCGUGGACAGCUUUGGUCGUGGUGGGCGCUAUUGCGCUCGUGGACCCCGUGGACGCAUCGUGCAAGUCUUCGUGCCAAUCACAGCUCGUGCACUACCGCGAGGAGGCGUGUCAGAAGUGGCGUGAGAGACUGCCACGUCCAGAUCUAUUCAACCACUGCGGUCAGGGCUUUAACAAGGGCAAGACGGCGGGAUGUGAAGGAUUCUGCAAGGAGGGUCCUGAUAUGGGAGUCAUGAAGUCGCUGCGAUUAGAUGCCUGCACUUCGCUAAAGGGUCUGCCGCCCAUUGAGCGUCAGCAGGCGUGCCAGGCUGGCUUCUCGGCUGCCUUGGACCUAGCGAAAGACGCAGCUGACCCUGCAGCAGACAAGGAGACAGCGAAAACCGCCGAUACGGGUAGCCAAGCCACAGCGACGGAUGCUGGAACGGGAGCUAAGCCUGAAGAGACUGGCGACACGAAGAGAAAGGUCAACGUCAAGAAUAUCAUCCCCGAAACAGACCGCAGGAACAUGCUGGAGGACGCCCGCAAAGAGGCUGUGGAAGCCUUUGCGAACGUACAAAAUAAGGGGGAGCUCUAAGUGUAGUUACCACGUCUCGAUAUCAAAAAGAUAUCUCAGAAGAAGCGCUCAAUUCUUCCUUUCAUAAUUAAAAAAAGCAUUUUCGGCCAA
Molecule: messenger RNA, 702 nt
Organism: Phytophthora infestans T30-4
Lineage: Eukaryota; Oomycota; Peronosporomycetes; Peronosporales; Peronosporaceae
Exons: 2
Coding region: 31-612 (193 amino acids)
Source: RefSeq, a predicted model, not a curated record